CUCGGCUGCGGGCUGUCCACGGAGCCGCUGGGAGGUUCGAGCUCUGUGCCGGGGGUGGGCUGGCGGGCCGGCGCGCGGGGGAGGCGGGAGCUGCGGGCGUGGGCACCGCGCACGCGUGGGGAGCGGCUCCCAGAUGCAGCGCGCCCGCAGGAGGGUGGCCUCGCGCCGCUCGCCGGCAGGUGUGCUGGGGCUGUCCCUGUCACGCGACCGAAGAGGCGGGGGGCGCGGGGUAGCGGGGGACGGGGGCCUGCAGGCCACACUUCCCUCAGGCUGGAGCCCGGAGCGCGGGGGUCGUGGCCAAAAAAGACGUGACCCUCGAAGGUCUGGCCUUGGGAGGCUCUAGAGGGGUGUUGACCAUCCCUGAAAUUAGGGAAAAUUGGGGAACUUAUUACCAUGGCAGUAAGGACUCUGGCGCCCCUGGGAGCUAAGGUCCCGAGGGAGAUGGAGGGAUUCAGGACUUCCAGGGGGAGCCCAGAUCCGAGCUUGAAACGAUGGAGUCACGGCAAAUGAAUACAGAGGUCUUUGGGUUCUGGUCCUGGCUGCACCCCACAUCGCAGUGAGCGCUCCUGCAAGCUCCUGCCUCUUUCUGGGCCCCCAGUUCCUGGCUCCUGUCCUGUGCACGGGCCUCGAGGGGCCUUCCAUGGUCCGAGGCCUCACCCCUCUGGUCUGCCGUAGGAUGGACCUCUCUGCUGCGGCCCCGCUGUGCGGCCUCCCGGGGCUGCUCUUGACCAUCGCCCUGCACCCGGCUGUCUCCCUGCGCCCUGCCCAGGCCUCGGCGCCCGCGCAUCAGGACUACUGCGUCCUGGGUGCCGGGCCCGCGGGCCUGCAGAUGGCCUACUUCCUGCAGCGGGCCGGCAGGGACUACACUGUGUUCGAACGCGCCCCGGGGCCGGGCAGCUUCUUCACGCGCUACCCCCGGCACCGCAAGCUCCUCAGCAUCAACAAGCGGUACACAGGCAAGGCCAACGCCGAGUUCAACCUGCGCCACGACUGGAACUCUCUGCUCAGCCACGACCCCCGUCUGCUCUUCAGACACUACUCCAACGCUUACUUCCCCGAUGCCGGCGACAUGGUGCGCUACCUGGGCGACUUUGCAGACCGGCUGGGGCUCCACGUGCUGUAUAACACCUCCAUUGGCCACGUCACUCUGAACAAGGAUCAGCGGGCCUGGAAUGGCCAUUACUUCAUCCUGACCGACCAGAAGGGCCAGGCAUACCAGUGUAGCGUCCUUCUUGUGGCCACUGGCUUGUCGGUCCCCAACCAGGUUGACUUCCCUGGCUCCGAAUACGUGGAUGGUUAUGAGUCCGUGUCCGUGGAUCCCAAGGACUUCGUGGGGCAGAAUGUGCUCAUCCUGGGCCGGGGGAACUCGGCCUUUGAGACGGCGGAGAACAUCUUGGGUGUCACCAACUUUAUCCACAUGCUGAGUCGCUCCCGGGUCCGGCUCUCCUGGGCCACCCACUACGUCGGAGACCUCAGGGCCAUCAACAAUGGCCUGCUGGACACCUACCAGCUGAAGUCCCUGGACGGGUUGCUCGAGUCUGACCUGACAGAUCUGGCCGUCGUGAAAGACCACGAGGGCAAGUUCCACGUCACCCUGAAGUUCUACCUGGAGGAAGGCAACCAGAGUGCCGACGCCAUCCCCCUCCCCCAGGACGAGAGUGACAACUUCGCCAUGCGCGUGGCCUACGACCGGGUCAUCCGCUGCCUCGGCUGGAACUUUGACUUUUCCAUUUUCAGCAAGUCCCUCCAGCUCUCCUCAGGGGGUGAGCUCAGCAGGAAGUACCCCCUGGUCAGAGCCAGCUAUGAGUCCAAAGGGAGCCGGGGCCUCUUUGUCCUGGGGACCGCCAGCCACUCGGUGGAUUACCGGAAAUCUGCUGGCGGCUUCAUCCAUGGAUUCCGAUACACAGUGCGUGCCGUCCACCGGCUGCUGGAGCGGCGCCACCAUGGCAUCGCCUGGCCCUCCACCAAGCACCCCAUCACACAGCUGGCCAGUGCCAUCAUUCGGCGCGUCAACGAGGCUUCUGGGCUCUACCAGAUGUUCAGCGUGCUGGCCGACGUGGUCCUGUUGAAGGAGAAGGCCGCAGCAUUUGAGUACCUGGAGGAGUUCCCCAUGCACAUGCUGGCCCAGCUGGAGACAAUCACGGGAAGGAGGGCACGGCAUGGGCUCUUCGUCGUCAACAUGGAGUACGGCCGGAAUUUCUCGGGGCCCGACAAGGACGUCUUCUUUUACGACCGCUCCGUGGGGCACACGGAAGACGCCUGGAUGUCUAACUUCCUCCAUCCCGUCAUCUACUACUACCGGCACCUCCCCACCGAGCAGGAGGUGAGGUUCCGCCCUGCAGGCUGGCCCCUGCCACGGCCUACAGCCAUCCACCACAUCGUGGAGGAUUUUCUGACGGACUGGACGGCCCCAGUGGGGCACAUUCUGCCCCUGAGGCGCUUCCUGGAGAACUGCUUGGACACCGAUCUGCGAAGCUUCUAUGCUGAGUCCUGUUUCCUGUUCACCCUGACACGACAGAAGCUGCCUCCCUUUUGCCAGCAGGGGUACCUGAGAACACAAGGACUCAUGGCAACCGAGAGCCUCCGGCAGCACGGCAUGGAGAGCGGGCUCCUGUGGGACUAUGCCGCUGUGGGCCGGCACCGGGGGAGCAGCGGCCAACAGCCUGGUGACCAUGGGCAAGGAGGGCACCCUCUGGCUCCAGGGCCUCCGGUCUCGCCCUUCAACAGCAAAAAGGAGGAGCUCUGAUGGCCAGGCUUCUCCCAGCCAGGCCCAUAGUCAGCCCGGCCCUUUCCCCACAGUUCCGUGCUCCCACCGACGUCAUUGCCAGAAACCCCUCAGAUCAUUGCAGUGACUGUACCAAAGCCACAUGGAGGGCACGUAAGAGCUGAAGGGCAGCCACACGGUUGUCUCCCCUCCUGUUCAAUUCAAGGGUGCCUGGGAAGUGGGGUCCAGGGAAGGCAUCUUCUGCUGGAUGGAAAGGAGCCACCUUCCACCCUGGACUUGUCUGCAAAUGAGCUGUCAUGGAGCAUCAGGCUGGCCUCAGUUUUUUCCCCAUCAAGUGCCAGGUGCUUCCUUUUCCUUCUGGUUGUUGACUUAAAAAACAUUCACAACCUAAAAGCUGAGAGUUGUGUUUUAUUCAGCAGGCAUUUUUAGGACUUCAAGCCAGGGAGGCAGCAUCUCAAGUAAUCCUGAGAGGACUGGUCUGAGGAGGUGAGUGAGGCCAGGUUAUAUAGACAUUUUGCAACAAAAGGCAGGCAGUCUGAACAUCAAAAGAUUACUAUUGGGACUUCCCUGGUGGCGCAGUGGUUAAGAAUCCGCCUGCCAACGCAGGGAACACAGGUUCAAUCCUUACUCCAGGAAGAUCCCACAUGUGAGCCACUACUGAGCCCACGUGCUGCAACUACUGAAGCCCACACGCCUAGAGCCCAUGCUCCACAACAAGAGAAGCCACCUCAAUGAGAAACCCAUGCACCACAAUGAAGAGUAGCCCCCGCUCGCCACAAGAGAAAGCGCAUGUGCAGCAACGAAGAUCCAAUGCAGCCAAAAAUAAAUAAAUAAUAAAUUAAAAAAAAAAACGAUUAUUGUUAAUUAAAGAAAACCAGAU
This is a messenger RNA of Hippopotamus amphibius kiboko, 3605 nucleotides long. RefSeq names its product FAD dependent oxidoreductase domain containing 2 (gene FOXRED2). NCBI's taxonomy places the organism in Eukaryota, Metazoa, Chordata, Mammalia, Artiodactyla, Hippopotamidae. The record is from RefSeq and is a predicted model, not a curated record. The coding region runs from base 641 to 2746 and encodes 701 amino acids. The transcript is spliced from 8 exons. Gene Ontology annotation, molecular function: monooxygenase activity; flavin adenine dinucleotide binding.